AUCAGAUGCUACAGGUCGUAUUUGAUGUGUAUCAAAAUUCGAUGAUAUAUGUUGGAUUUUGCUGUUUAUCAUGUGUCUUAACAUGUAGGAAUAAAACAAUAUAGUAUUCAGAAUGUCUUGGAAAAGAAAAACGAGCUAUCUAAUCGCGUGGACUGUGGUGAUAGGACUCUCAUGUGGUGUUGACAUAACUAUAAAUAACCAAGAAAAUGGAUUUUUUCUGAAACCAAUUUAUGAUAAACAUAAACCUUGGGAUCCUGCAGUAGAAGAGGAAAACUUUGUCAUUACACAAAAAUCAGAUAAAUUAACUUUCCAUGCAUUUAAUGGUCCUUUUGAUGAUUAUAAAACAGUUACCGGCAGUGAUGCAGGGGACAUGGCAUCGUACUUACAACGAGAGGGCAACAAUAACAACAACUUUGUAUAUGAAAACAUGGAUAUAAGUGCUCAUAUUGUAAGUCAAAAAGUUUCACCGAAAUGGCCAAAAUUACAAAUAAUGAUUCAUGCUAGUCCCCGAUAUAAUGUUAACAGUAAGCAUCGACAGAAAUCAAGUGUAUAUUCUCGGACGUUGUGUGGUCACAUCUUUGUACGUAACAAAGAAGCAGAGUUAUCUUCAAUUUGUGUCAUCGGCAGUCACGAAGAGGCCUGCAUUGCAGCUAUCAGUCUACCAAAUGCAUGGUGGCAUUCAAAUAGUUCAGUGGAUGUAUAUUAUGCUGUAUCGUCAUCUAAUCAAAACCAGGAAUGUGCUAGCGCAUCCAAUUCUAUUAAAGCUCUUACGGAACCAGAAAAGGAAGAAGAAACCAGUCCAAGGAAAUUAAUUUUAAGUGUUAUUUUAUCAAAUCCAGGAAAUCAAUAUGAAAUUCGACAAGAUGAACAAAUUCUUAUUUAUGUUCCAACAGAAGUAUUUGAACCAAAAACAAUAUUUGAAAUUCCAGUAAAAUUAGAGGCAAACUCAACAGUGCAGGUGUUUGUAAUGAGAUGUCGUGUUCGUGAUGGACUUAUUAUCACAGGUGCCAUUGCCAAGGCUGAUGGACCAUGGCAGAUACAUGUAGAUAUUAAUGAAAGACAGAAAAUUGGCAGUGUGACUGCAUUUGUCCGAGAUACAUCAUCCUACAAAGUUUCUACGAGGAUUCAGGAUAUAUUUAAAUGGCAGUUAGAGGUUGAAGAUGAUAGAUCUGACAUUGACACUGGUCGUAUUGUCUGGAGUGUGGAGUAUGAGAGGACAUCUAAACAAGAACUUUAUGUCUCUCAGGAAUCACGAAUUGUUUCUCACAUCAAUAUCAGAUCCCAGAAACAAGAUCAUCUGGUACCUGUUGUUAAGGUAAAUGAGGUAUUAAACUUGGCUAUGCUGACUGGUGUUAAACAGAUCUAUCCACUGGGAAUAUAUCUUGUGUCUGAAGACGGAGGUGCUAGGGAUGUCACUUUCAACACAGCUUGUCAUUCUGUAGAGGAGGAUAUCAUGAAGGUUGCCUCUAACUGUUCCUAUAUCUAUUUGGAUGGUACUGAAAGACGAGGCUCACACAACGUCACCAUUAUCACAAAGUCUGGACAUCACACAGCAUUCAUCCACCUGACAGUGUGGAUACCCAUGACUCCACUGGAUAUCAGUCUGUCAGACAACAAACUUAGUUUGAUACGAGGCUGGAAAGUAGCAUCUACCAGAGGAAAGGCUAAUAAGAAAAGAUCAAGGAAUAAACGUUUAGUAGACCUUGGAAUGCUAACUCAUCCAAGCGUUUAUCUUAGAGAUGGUGGGAAGAAGUACAAAGGCUGCCAUCUACGAUAUCAACAAGCAGAGCUAGACAUUUAUGGCGUGUUUUAUAUCGCCACAUCGUCUGGGAUCGAUUAUUUCAAAGGGAAGAAGGUAGCUCUGAAGCUGACUGAUCUUCUACAGAACAGGUUGAGGGUGUCUGACCCUAGGAUAGCUCAAUUGAAGGAUGGCAUUAUACAAGGUGUUGGCCCAGGUGUCACAGAGAUACAGGUUUUGUCUCCUAAUGGCCACAGUAUAGCAAUAUCAGAAGUACGUGUUGGUAGUGACAAAGUUUCCCUGACCAGACUGGUCAUAAAUGUUAUCACUGGGGUGACUGUGGAUGUACUGGGUUCCAGUGAAGUACCUGGAGCGCUUCUUAUAAAGGCUCAUAUAGAUAGCCAGUUUAGAACAGAGUACCAGGAAGGAAUCAUCAAUAUAGCACUGCAGUUUUCUGAUGAAACCAGGAUACCCCUGAAAUAUGUCAACCCUGAUGAUUAUCACAUGGCUGUGUCUACAUCCUACCGCCAUCUUGUAGGUGUAGUUAAAGAUAGUAAACCAUAUCAGCCUAGAAUUGUGGCUAUAAAGGAGGGACGUGGAGAGCUAUUCAAAAUAGAAUUCAAAUUAGGGAAGAAAUGUCACAAAAAGAAGUCCCUCCCAUUACAGACAGAUAUCGUUAUUAUUAAUGCUGAUUUUUCGCUUCCAAAUACAAUACACACUGAUCAGACUUUGAAUGAUUGGCCUGAUCAUGGAAACCAGCCAAGUGAAAGACGGGAAAACAAGCGACUAGACAAACCAAUUUACAGUUUUAAAUCCUCACAGAAAGACGAAGCACAUGAGAUCAAAGAUAAAGGAAAAUACAGCAAAAAGAGUUCCUCAGAUUCACAAGUGUAUGGCAUUGGCAUUGAUCUGAAUGAAAACUUAAAGCAAAUGGCUCGAUCCUCAAAAAAUAGGGCUCAAUCUUUGCAAAAUGAACCUGAAAAGAAGCGGGCUGAAAAUCCAGGGCUUCCUCCAUUGGAAGUUGGAAUGUAUGUUUUGUUAGCAGUGUUUGGUGUUGUGUUUACUGUUUUCUUUAGCAUUGUUCUAAUGUACAGACAUAAAAAGAAGCAUGCCACAAAUAAAAAUAAAGGUGGUACUGUGGCACAAGCUAAUGACUGGGUGUGGAUAGGACGUGCCACUUUAGAACGUAAUGCCAUCAAUACACAGUGUUCACAGGCACUCAUGCCUGAUAAUGAUUUCAACGGAAAUCGACCUGUACAAGUGGACAGUGGCAUCCACUCGGGAGUUCACUCAGCACAGAGUAGCAAUCGUAACAGCUUUGUAUCUACUAUAAAAGGAUCUGAAUGUAGUAUCCGCAUCACUGCCAAUCCACUGCCUGAAGAGCUACCAACAAACAAUAACAACGGCAACAGGGAACCAGAGUGGGAUUACGAAGCUAUGGGUAUGAACUAUGACCAGCUAGCAGACUAUUUUGAUAACCUUAAAGAAUCUACUGCUUAAAAUGAGAUAGUUUAACCUUGUUCAGCAGAUCAUCAAGUUGAGUUGUGAACUUAUUUUUAUGGAGGAACUAGCAGUUCAGAUAUUAUUUUGAAUUCGUCAGUUAAGUUAUAAAAAUACUGUUUAUAAGAGUUGUUAUAAUUAUAUUUCAUGUAUAUAUACACAUCAAUGAAAUCCACAAUGUUAUUCAUCUACAGUUCUACACUUUUCGAUUUGAGAAACAUUAAACAUUAUCUCCUUGACUGUUAGGUGAUUUAUUAUCCUCUGGUGUAAGUUUUGAGCUUUACACAUUUCGAUAUGGAUGUGAAACAUUAAACAUUAUCUACUUUACAAGAGUUUACAGCUUAAAUUUUCAUGGUCGAAGGGAGAUAAUUUAUAAAUCUCUUAAGGAGGUAGAUAAUUGUGGAAUGUUUCUCAUUAAAUAUUUUAUGAAAAGAAGUUGUUUUUUGUCAUAAAAUGAUGUAUUUGAUUUUUUUUUAUAAAGUAAUACAAGUGUUCUAAGUGAACUUUCAACUAUUUAAUUUAGAAUAAGGGUUUUAUUUGGGUUUGCAAUUUUUCAGAUGUUAUUGUAUCUAAAAUUAAAAUUUUGAUACUUAUGAAUUAUUCCUACAGGUCUUCAAAUCAGAAAUUUCUUUCAUGACAAUUUUUGAUAAUUAAUUGAGUGUUAAUAAAAAGUUGUCUUUCUUUAGGGUAGAAUUAACCUUUUCAAAUUCACUCAAAAUUACUGGUAUAAGACUGUUACCUGAGCAACAGGCGACUAAAGUUCAAAUGAUUCAUUACCAUGUCUCUCCAAAUCAGAGAGCUAAAUCAGGGCACUUGUUAAUUUCCAAUUUUGCAUGCAGCUUUAUUAACUGUCAUUUAAGCAACAGAACCCAAAAUAUUAAGCUAGUUAUAACCUUAUCUCUAAACCAGAUAUAUGUUUUUUCCCCAGUAAUGGAUGCUAAAAAUUAUUACUGUAUAUGCAAUCUGUUUGCAGCACACUUUCACUACCCAAUAAACGAAAGAACUAGUUAAGUAUUUAAUUUGGUCAAGUUUAGUAUUAGAUUUGAUCUAGUUUAGUAUUGAAUUUGCUUGAAAGUCUCACAUUUUUUUAAUGAGCUCGGUUCUAUGAAUUUAGGUUAACUCAAGAUGAAAAAGAAUAGCUUUAUGUGAUCUCGUUCUUCUUAGUUCUAUAAUUCUUCCAUUUGUUACUCAUGCUUGCCAUUUUUAUAGAUUUUUUUGUUAGUUAUGCAUUUACAUAGAUUUUUAGGUGCAAUGAAUACCGUGUUAUUAAUCUUUUAUCGGCUAUAUUUGUAAGCUUUAUGUAAUUUCGUGCUGUUUCUAUUAUUGGUAUAUUGUGAAAUAAGUUACUUAAUUGAUAAUGUUGGUGAGGUAAUUUUUUUUAUUUUAAUGAUUGUUAGCAUGUUAGGAAGCAUGUUAGGAAUUAAAAAGAAUAAAAAAAAUGUUUUUUCAAUAAACUUCUGAAAAUUUUACUAUUCUUAUUUUGAGAUUUAGUUAAUCUGCUGGAAAAUGAAUUUUAGAUCUGAUUUUCACAAAUUUAUUUUGAUAUUAAGUGUGCCAUACUGUUUCACCUAAUAUAAUGUUUUACAAUAUAUGAUAACAUUGAUAAGUUAUAUAUCUGGUAAAAACUUAAAUUAUGUGAUUGUUUUUUCUUUGUACACAGUUUAUGAUCAGUAUUUCAAUUACUAUGAAUGCUUAACAUGCUUAAACUGAUGUUUAAUAAAUGUACGUUAUAUUUAUGACCUAUUGAAUGUUGUGAAUUGAAUUAAUUUUAAUGAAUUAACUAUUUAACACAAACAACCAGUCUCACUUACUUUUCAGAAAUUCCAACCAAAAUUAACUAGACUUAGACUUGGGUGUAGUUAAUAAAGGCCACAGGCAGACAUAUACAUUGUAUAUAUACCUCUACUGUUAAGUUAAAACGCACGGUACAGAAACAAUUCAUCUUGGUCUGUAUUUCUUCAGUAUUGAAAACCGUGGGUUCUUCCUAUAGAUAAGAUUAAACUAAAAUAUAUAUGUAUAAAGAGAAGGGUAUUAUACAGCUUUCAGUAGCAUAGGUACCGCCACAUUUUAGGUAGAUUACGAAAUUAAACUAUGGCUAAUUUUUUUUUUAUGUUUCUUGCAUCUGAUAUUUGUUUAUUACUAGUUACUUAGUAUACCCUUCCAUAGACUUGUGCUAAAAUAAUACAAUGUUUCUUUUCUCUUCGGACCUUUGUUUCUCCUAACAUAUUGGUGUAUAUUUAUUGGAAGCAAUAAACUCAUAGGCCGAUGUAGGCAAAGACAAAUUUAGUAAAAUUGAUUUAUAGAUUCUACCGUUCAACCAUUUAUUAUUAUAAAUUUCACUACAGACUAUUUGAAUUUCAAAAUAUUCAAGUUGCUGACUUGCCACUUGACUUUAAGCAACCAACAAUCAAUCAAUCAAUCAAGUUGCUGGCAACAAGAUUUUGCUUUUUCGCAAAUCUAAAUUUCAAAAUACAGGGAAGAUAAGAAAUUUCAGGAGUUUGUGUCAGUCAAGUUUCAUCAAGAGAUGUUUUUUUUAAAUGGUAAGGCACUUCAAUAAUAUCUUUUCAACAUUUUCUGUUCGAUCAAGAGAAAAUAAUUUUUUAAAUGGUAGACACUUCAAUAUCUUUUCAACAUUUUCUGUGACAAAGAAAAAGCAAUCUACACAUUUUUUUGCUAAUAUUUGUUGUUUUAUAAGUAGUUUUGUUAUUAUUUAUUAGUUGUUAAAUACUCAGUUGUACAUAGCUUAUUAUUUUCUGCUGUACAUUAUGCUGUAUUGUAAAUAAACAUGUACAAAUAUUGUGAUUAUCUCCCUUUGUAUAUAUAUAUAAAAAUUGUCUAUUGUGUAUGUUUUGUGUAGGGUAAAAUCUCAAAAGUCUUUAUGUAGUCUUUGAUGGUUUUAUUUAUGUUGAAUUAGAUAUAUGAAAUAUGAGUGAUACAAUUAAAAAUGCAGGACAUUGAUUUUUACCAUUGGUGAAUAAAUUUUUGAAACACUAUUAAGGGUUAACAGUAUAAUUCAAAAUUAUUCUUCAUGUAAACAUUCUCUUAUUGAGGUAGAACCCCCCUCCCACAUGGGGAUAACAAAGUUUGAAAUCCCUUCUACCUGGAUUUGAGUUCAGUUACUUGAUGUGUAACAUUUUCCACCAGCUUUAUUUGUUAUAUCAAAAAAAAAUUAUGAACAUUUUUAUUAGCACUUUUGGUUAAAAUUAGUCAUUGAACUGUGCUUUAAUUUUACAAUUGAAUGAAGCACAAUUACGAAAGAUUUAAAAUAUUUUCUUUCAUUUAGCUGUGAAAGUGUCUCCUAAAAAACUAGUUAUUCUCAGAUCCAGAAAACAUACUUCAUUGAUAUUUGAAGUCAAUCAAAUCACAUAAAAGAAAAAGGUCACAUGACACAAGACAUUUCGAAUGCCUUUCAUCUUUCUAUAGUGGAUAGAAAUUUAAUCCUGGUUAUCAAUGAUAAUUUUACAUAAUGAAAUAAUAUUUUUGCUUAAAAAUUAAAUUAUGCUAGUUUUAUGAAAAGUAAUUACCUGACAUCAAUCACCAUGGAGAUACCCAUCAUAUAUAUAUAUUGAAUGUUUAAAUCCCACAAAUAGUUUAUAACCAUGGUGAUAUUUACCCACCAAUUAAUAUAUAUAUAUAACUGCAGUGCUAGCUUUUCUGCAAAUGGUGAUAUGUGCCCACCAAUUAUUGUUGUAAGAUCAUCAGUUUUACAUGUAUUUAUAAUGUGCUAUUGUUUAUUUAGGUAUUUCAUGAAUACCACAUUAAAUUGUUAUUUUAUAAA
This is a messenger RNA of Mytilus californianus (California mussel), 7016 nucleotides long. Its product is annotated as transmembrane protein 132C-like. The transcript has 9 exons. The record is from RefSeq and is a predicted model, not a curated record. Bases 113 to 3238 code for a protein of 1041 amino acids. Lineage: Eukaryota; Metazoa; Mollusca; Bivalvia; Mytilida; Mytilidae.